Molecule: messenger RNA, 696 nt
Organism: Staurois parvus
Lineage: Eukaryota; Metazoa; Chordata; Amphibia; Anura; Ranidae
Source: the annotation of a GenBank genome assembly
AUGGGGCCCCCUACUGACCCCGGGCCCUCGGGCAGUGCCCGAGUUUCCAAAUGGUUAGUCCGCCCCUAAGUGCCACCUGUCAGUGCUCAUCAGUGCCACGUGCCAGUUCCCAUCAGUGCCACGUGCCAGUGCCCAUCAGUGCCACAUCAAUGCCACAUAUCAGUGCAUACCAGUGCACAUCAAUGCCACAUAUCAGUGCCCAUCUGAGCUGCCUUUCAAUGUCACCCAUCAGUGCCACCUAUCAGUGCUGCCAAUCAGUGCCACCUAUCAGUGCCAGUCAGUGUCACCUAUCAGUGCGCAUCAGUGCCAGUCAGUGCAGCCUAUCAGUGCCAGUCAGUGCUGUCUAACAGUGCCAGUCAGUGCCGCCUAACAGUGCCAGUCAGUGCUGCCUAUCAGUGCCACCUAUCAGUGCCAUAUCUCAGUGUCAUGUAUCAGUGUCAUGUAUCAGUGCUGCCUUUCAGUGCCCAUCAGUGAUGCCUGUCAAUGCCCAUCAGUGCAACCUACCAGUGCCUCCUCAUCAGUGCCUAUCAGUGUCCAUCAGUGCAGCCUAUCAGUGCCCAUCACUGCAGCCUCAUUAGCGCACAUUAGUGAAGGAGAAAAAUCACUUAUUUACAAAAUUGUAUAACAAAAACUAAAAAAAAACUUUUUUUUUUUCAAAAUUUUCAGUGGUUUUUGGUUUGUUUAAGAAAAAAAUAA